This is a messenger RNA of Arabidopsis thaliana (thale cress), 2138 nucleotides long. Its product is annotated as Protein kinase superfamily protein. Bases 418 to 1710 code for a protein of 430 amino acids. The record is from RefSeq and is marked reviewed. Gene Ontology annotation, molecular function: kinase activity; transferase activity; protein serine/threonine kinase activity. Lineage: Eukaryota; Viridiplantae; Streptophyta; Magnoliopsida; Brassicales; Brassicaceae. The transcript is spliced from 3 exons.
AAAAAAAAAAAAAUACGAACUCGAAAUCUCUCUCGUCUUGUUGUUGCUUACCAUUGAAGCUAUCAAUUUCUCCGUUUGAUUUCUCUCUUCUCAAAACCUAUUUCGACGGAUUAUUCCGAUUCCUGUUUCCCCGACCUUCACGCUUCGUACUUUUGUUUUUUGAAAAAUUCGUGUUUCAGGAAGAGCGCAUGUGUAGAGUUGGUGGUGUAAUUCAGAAAACUUUCCGGAGAUUUUUUGGUGAUGUGUUGUUCGUAGGUAAAUUUUGAAAUUUUGGAUUUAAUGGUUGAGGAAGAUAGAUGGUGUUUCUUCAAUGGAUCUGUGAAGACGAGAUUGUUGGAGAUUGAUACUUAUCUUAUUCGUCUUUAUGGCUUUGCUUGAUUAAGAAAUUGUGUGAUUGUUUUGGGGAGGGGUUUAAACAUGGAUGGAGAGGUUACUUCUUGGAUUAGGAGAGCAAAUUUCUCUCAUACUGUUUGUUAUCGUAUGAUUACGCCGAGUUUAGAAUCUAUGCCUUUUACUGUAAACCAAGAGAAGAGUUCUGGAUUGAAAAGAAUGACUUUGAGUUCACCAUCUGAUUUGAAAUCACUUGUAGGAAUUUGUCAGAGUACGCAGCAGCUGACUGGUUUGAGUUGUGGUAGUGUUGUUGGUACUGAAGUGCAGAGGAAUCCAGUUACUAAUAAGAAGAGAUCUGUUUCUCCGUUGCCUCAUAUGGCUCUUUCUGAUGCUUUUAUCGAAGCAAAGUCUGAUAUUAAGAGGUUUUCUACUCCACAUCCUAGAAGAGUGGAACCAGAGAAGGGAAUGAAGGCCAAGUCGUCGUCCCGCAAAGAUUCUUCUGAGAAAAAAUCAGUUAAUCUACGGUCCCUGUCUCACUCGGGUCCUAUUAGGGAUCUUAGUACGCAGAAAGUUAAAGAGAGGGGAAAGAGCAAGAUAGAUAAGAAGUCUUCAAAGUCUGUUGACUAUAGAGGUUCUAAAGUAAGUUCUGCAGGAGUGCUUGAAGAAUGCCUCAUUGAUGUGUCUAAGUUGUCUUAUGGGGAUAGGUUUGCUCACGGGAAAUAUAGCCAGAUUUAUCAUGGUGAAUAUGAAGGCAAAGCUGUUGCUCUGAAGAUUAUCACAGCGCCUGAGGAUAGUGACGACAUAUUCUUGGGAGCUCGUUUAGAAAAAGAGUUUAUCGUGGAAGCCACUCUUUUAUCUCGACUAAGCCAUCCAAAUGUCGUUAAGUUUGUUGGAGUGAAUACUGGAAACUGUAUCAUCACAGAGUAUGUACCUCGAGGGUCUUUAAGAUCAUAUCUGCACAAGCUCGAGCAGAAAUCCCUUCCUUUGGAACAGCUAAUCGAUUUUGGUCUGGAUAUUGCUAAAGGAAUGGAAUAUAUUCACUCAAGAGAGAUAGUUCAUCAGGAUCUGAAGCCAGAAAACGUGUUGAUCGACAAUGACUUUCACUUGAAGAUUGCUGACUUUGGCAUAGCGUGCGAGGAGGAGUACUGUGAUGUUUUGGGGGAUAACAUAGGAACUUAUAGGUGGAUGGCACCUGAAGUUUUAAAACGGAUACCACAUGGACGGAAGUGCGAUGUUUAUAGUUUUGGACUUCUUUUAUGGGAAAUGGUAGCUGGAGCACUUCCAUAUGAGGAGAUGAAAUUUGCUGAACAAAUUGCCUACGCAGUUAUAUACAAGGUAAAUCAUUCUGCAUCUCCUCCUUAUUUCAUGAUUGUGAUCUAGUUAUAUACAAGGUAAAUCAUUCUGCAUCUCCUCCUUAUUUCAUGAUUGUGAUCUUGCAUAGAUCUGACUGAGUUAGAUCAUUAUUGUUCAGUUGUUAUUAAACAUUUCAUUGUUUCGAUAUUGGCCAGAAAAUUAGGCCAGUUAUACCGACGGAUUGUCCAGCGGCCAUGAAAGAGCUGAUCGAGCGAUGUUGGUCAUCGCAAACAGACAAGAGACCGGAAUUCUGGCAGAUUGUCAAAGUGUUGGAACAUUUCAAGAAGUCUCUAACAAGCGAAGGAAAACUUAAUCUUUUACCUAGCCAGAUCUGUCCAGAACUAAAGAAAUGUCCUAAAUUCUGGAUUCAUAUAUUCGGAUCAUUCCACCACCACAGCAGCGGUGGCGGCAGCAGCAGCAACAACUCAGCCUUACCUAAGCCUAAAUUCGCUUGA